Messenger RNA from Ctenopharyngodon idella (grass carp), 8019 nucleotides. It is a transcript of the gene nyap2b, whose product is annotated as neuronal tyrosine-phosphorylated phosphoinositide-3-kinase adaptor 2b. Gene Ontology annotation, biological process: phosphatidylinositol 3-kinase/protein kinase B signal transduction; neuron projection morphogenesis. Lineage: Eukaryota; Metazoa; Chordata; Actinopteri; Cypriniformes; Xenocyprididae. The transcript is spliced from 6 exons. Bases 2807 to 5350 code for a protein of 847 amino acids. The record is from RefSeq and is a predicted model, not a curated record.
UAUUAUACUGCAAUUUUUGUUUUUCCCUACUUUUGACUGAAGAUUCAAAGCAAUUAUUUUUAUUUUCUGGAAUGAAAAAAAAAAGUUAUUUUUGCUUUUAGAAUUAAAAAUAAUUUCAAAAAUGAAUGCAUAAAUGAACCAGGUUGUUUACUUUGAAGUGUGACUUUUAAGGCUUUUUCACUGUAUUAUUUACUGGUUGAGGACACUGGGAGUGGUGCUCACAGUUGCAAAGGCAAGGGGCUGAGUCUAAUGAGGUCACACCCUGUAUGCCCACCACGCCCACUGUGCCACAUGACUGACACAUGUUUUCCUGCCCUUUUUACUCAGCCUACCAACAAUAGCAGGGCUGCAGAGGAGCUGUCCUUGGUACUGAGAGUGAGAAAUGGUGUGAGCGAGUGCAUGCAAGGAGGAAAGAGGAGGAGGGUGGAGGCGUGUUCUUUGUUUUGUGAAGCCCGAGUUAAUCUGCUGUGGCAUCCACUCAGAGAGGAGCUCCACAUCCGAGAACGAGCACUGCCGUGAGGUGCCUGGCACAGACCGCGCUGUAGUGGGUCCUUCAAAAACUAAAAAAAAAAACUAAAAAAAAACAAGGUUUCACUUAAAAAGGUCUUUGCCUGAAUGUGCAUGUCAUGAAUGUUCAUCUCAGAAGACUUGAGGAGCUUUUUGUUUUGUUUUGCGCUGUAUAGGACUUUUAAAAGUGCACGUGGACGGCAGUUAGGAAGGAUGCUUUUCUCAGGUUAUUCCAUUUAAUGUUGUUGCACUUUAGUAGGUGUAGCAUGUACAGAUGAAGAGGAGUGCAUCUUUCAGACUGGAGUUACGUACUGCACAUACCCAGGGGGCUGAAGGUUCUUCAGCUACACGGAGCUGCAGACAACCACUGUUUACGGCUGCACUCUCCCUGCUUCCUGAUUUUAUGCGGGAAUUUGACUUUGCGGACUAGAUCAUGAUUUUGCAAUGGCCUGAAUCAUUUCUGUAGGACUGGAGUUGUAAUCUCAGGAUAUCAGUCAGGUUUUGUCCCACCUACUUUUGGGAGCCUAAUGGAUCUACCUGAACUGGUUGACACUGUAGCCUGCAGGGACAUAGUUCCUCUGUAAGUACAAAACUAAUUUGAGCUCUUGUUCCUUUCAUUUUGGAACUUUACAUUCAUCCUUAUAUAACUUUACAUACAACCUUGAUAGGACACUAUAGCUGCACUCUCACGCACACUUGCAGACUUAAUAUUUCACUCUGGCCUUGACAUUUUACAUUGAAGAUGGUGUAUCCAUCUCUCUAGCUGUUACCUAAAUACAUGUUUUGUGCUCACUUUUGGAGAAUAGAGUCAUCUCUCCUCAGAAGGUCACCUGCUGCACAGAUUGUCAAGUGAAUGGCGGAGGGAGGAUAAGAUGAGAUAUUUUAAGAACAUGAUAGAGAAUCUAGGAAGGAUACAAUUUCAAGGGAAGAGGACCAAAUUACAGGAAAUACAGGGUCUCUGAUGGUUAGACAUAGGCCAGCUCACUCAGCCAUCAACAGUAUGCAUAUACCUGAAUUGUGUUAACAUGACAAAAAGAAAAAACUAUUUUUUUGUAGUUUGCUAACUCAAACUUGCUACUUACUAUUGCAGACUUCCUACUGACUCAUUCAGUAAAGUCAUGUGACAUUAAAUGCAAUAAGAAUAACGCUUAGUAAAUAUGAAAGUCUAUGGUCAACACAAGUUUUUCAAAGGUCAACUGAAGAUGCCAUUUUGGACAAUGGUGGUAGGUCUCUGAGCUGGUAGUGCAUUACCCAUCUGGCUGCUUUAACCCCCCUCCCCCCUCCAACUCCCUCCUCACACACACAUACUGCCCCUCACAUGUAAACAAGCAUGCACAGAUUCAUGGAUCACUCUGAAAACACUGACCUACAUAAUACAGAAUGCUGUCUCCUCCUUCUCCUAGAAUUCUGCAGAGGUACACUGCAAAAGACUUCACACCCACACACUCUGCAUUACUGCAUCAGUAUGAUUUUAUGUGCACCCCCCACCCCCCAUAUAUAUAUAUAUAUAUAUAUAUAUAUAUAUACACACACUUACACACAGGGUUACUCAAGCUCAAAAAAACUGUGUACAGUUACACAACACAUUGCGACUUAUUAAAUGCAGCACAAAUGGUCCACUAACCAGUGUCCUACUACUGUAUGCUUCAUAUUCCAGACUGAGAAAUGUACUGGCCUGUUUUCAUGAUUUCACCAGGCUGAAUACAAUACUACAGCUUACUAAUAAACAAUCUCUUUGUAGGUGUGCUGCUGAGCCUUAGAGCUCCACUAUCUCUCUGCGUUUGCUGACGAAGGGAGAAUCUCAUUGACCCAGAACCCUUGUUUAUUUACACAAUAUCCCAUUAAAAUAGCACUGCCGUAAGAAUUCAACAGUUCUAAGUAUUUCAUUAUCAUUGCAUUAUCAUGACUCUAAUAUGACAGAAAACAGCACUUUAACAUCUAUCUAUCUAUCUAUCUAUCUAUAUCUAUCAAAGCAAUUUGAUAAUACAAAUAAUUACAAUCCUUUAAUUCAAAUGAUCACAAUUGUAACUUUAAUGUUUACUGUUUUUAUUUGCAGAAUACCCUUUUGGAAUGCCUGUAAGCAAUGAUUAACUAUAAAGAGGAAGAUUCACUAAUGUUUUUGCAGUAUGUUGAGGACUGUGGACUAAGAGCAUAUAACAUAUUGGUCACACAGAACAUUGACCACGUGUGGAAUGAGAAAAAUAAGAUUAACUUUCAGGAGAAGAACAACAAUAAGCGAAAGCAGGAAGAAGCCAUUAAAAGGGGGGAAGAGGUGGUCACUGAGGGUAAGCACUUGUGAAUGGGCUCAAUGAGCAUGCCAGCCCCUGCGGAACACGUGUCCCCUCACCAGCACCAGCCCCCCUGUAAUCCAGGUUUCGCCAUUCGCUCCCAGUCCCUGCACUCCGUGGGAGAAGUGGAAGAGGAGGGCAGCCCCAUAUCCCGUAAACAGCCCCCACCCAAGCCCCGGCGGGACCCCAGCACUAAGCUCAGCAUCUCCUCUGAAGCUGUGGACUUCAGUCCCACCGGGUGUAAAGGCGAUGAUUCAGAGAGGUGUGACGGAACACAAAGCAGCAGUGAGGACUACAGGAAAAUUCCCCCACCGAAGCCUAAGAGGAAUCCCAACACGCAACUGAGCACUUCCUUUGAUGAGUCUUACAUCCGCAAUCAUGGUUCAAAAGGUUCUCCCUCCAUAUUCUCAAGGGAUGGCCAGGCCCCUUCUCCUCCUCAGCCGCAAGGCGCACAGGACUCAGACUUAGAUGAACCAGUCUACAUUGAGAUGUCUGGGAACGUGGGCCGAGAACCGACCCCUCGUAGUGAGGAAGAUGAGCCGGGUGAGGCUGUCUAUGAAGAGAUGAAGUACCCUGCCCUUGACGAGUUUGACUCACGUUGGGAUCUUUUGAGCUGUCGUUCGCAGUGUGCCACACCCUGCCCACCUGAGCUUGAUGUUCAUGCCCCCCUAAGCCGUUGUACCACCCCUCGAGGCACACCCAUUUGUGACAUUCCCGCCCCAUUCCCUAACUUGUUGACCCACAGACCACCUUUACUGGUUUUCCCUCCUGCCCCUGCUCAGUGCUCGCCCAACUCAGACGAGUCCCCACUUACCCCUCUCGAUGUAGCAAAGCUUCCUAUGUUAGAGAAUGGCUCUUAUUGCAAGUCACCAACCUCAUCUUCUCUGGAACCUUCUGGCUCUGCCUCUACGUCGCACCUAAGACGUGCCGAGAGGGAGCUAACAGCCACUCCUACAAUAACAGUAUCUGGCCGAUCGUCGGCACCACCAUUGCCCUGUGCCCUCUAUAAAAGUUCCUCCUCUUCACACGGAUAUCAGCGCAGCCACUCAGCCUGCCCUUCACCUGUCAGUAUGGGCCGCUGCCUGACGCCCCUCAGCCUCAUGCGGUCACCACCUUUUGAUGGGCCAUUUCCUACAGCAGGCCUUCCUCGCAGCGCCUCAGCCACACCUCAUGGUAAGGCAUCACCGCCACAGGAUGCAAGCUCAGGGGGGCGGCAUCACGGCUCUAUGCAGAACGUCUCAGUGGCACGCUCACGGACUCCCACUAGCCCACUGGAUGAGCUCACCAACCUCUUCACCACUGGGAGGAACAUGCUAAAAAAGAAUACCAGCGGCAGAAAGAGCAAGGAACCAGGAGAAAUUGAAACCAGGGGAAAGGGUCACAGUUCUGAGUCCAAACGGGAGCACAAGGAGAGGAGCCAUCACAGCAAAGAAUCGAAGCGAGAUAAAGACCGCAGCAGCAAUGGCAAGUCCUCUCAUCGACGGAACAGCAAAGACAAAGAGCAAAAUUGCAUCGAGGCCUUAUCUCGACAUGACAGCAAGGACUGUGGCUACAGUAACGCUGAGCCAUUAGCCAGAAGGGACAGCAAGGACAGUGGAUGUAACGGCCCAGAGCAGGGGCCCCAACAAGAAAGCAAAGAUCGAGGCAGUAGCACUGAGGUACUGCUUCAACGAGAUAGCAAAGACAGGGGCUGCAGCAGUGCAGAACCUAUCACCAGAUGGGACAGUAAAGACCGAGGUUGUAUUGGUCCAGAGUUAUUCCCUAGGCAAGACAGUAAAGAACUGCUAAGAAAUGGUCAAGACACCAGACGUGACAGCCGAGAGAAAGUUUGCUAUGGGAUAGACCUUCCUCCCAGACAUGAAAAUAAGGAGCAGGGCAGAACAGACUUGGAAAGUCAACGAGAUAGUAAAGAUGGUGGCAAGCAUGGCAUAGAAUCUGUUCAGGACAAGGAAAAGAGCAACCACAGUGCAGAGAGCAUGCGGGGGAGCAAGGAAAGGAUCAGCAAUGACAAUGAUGUCAUGAGCAGGCGGGACUGCAAAGAUAGGGGAGUACACACAACUGAGACUUUACCCUGGUAUGAGGCAAAAGAUAAAAGCAACUAUAACACAGAAUCACCCAAAGUACAGGACAAGGACACAAGGUCUGGAUCUUCAGCCAUGGCGUCAUCCAGUCGUUCUGGACGAUCCUCCAUGAGUCCAAAUAUAAUAUUGGGGAACUCAAACUCUGACCUGAAGACAGUUUCAAAGGCAGGAAGAUCUUCUUCCACAGCAGUAGCACCAUCUCCAAUAGGCACACCUCAGAGACAGCCUUCUGAUGUCCAACAGAUGCCCCCUAUGCCAUGGUUGUAUGGUGACAGCACCAUGCUGGAGAUGAUCGAGAGGAAACAACGCCUCUGCCGGGAGAUACGCUCUCGUCAGCGACUUCCUGAUCGUAGCCCAUGCAAAAAAGAAAGCCUGCCUAUGAUGCACAGUUGGAAGAAAACAAAUGGGGCGAAGAAGUACAGCCCACCCCCCUACCCAACUCAGACUACUGUCUUCUGGGACACAGCCAUUUGACUUGGUCUUGUGAGCAAUUUAGGGCCAUGCCCUGCCCUUUAUUUUCAGGCAGGGUUGAAGCCAGUCAGAGUGUGCUCCCACCUGAGGAUGGGUGGGUGGGGUUAAUAUAGCAAUAUUUCAGAGGUUGCAAUUUAUGAGGUUUUUGUAUCAUUGUUAAUAUCUAAUAUUUUUAUACUCAGUGUGAUUCCUUAAUGACCUAGCAUCAAUAGAUAUUUUCUAAAUUAAACAGAAUAUCUUUGCAAAGAUUAUGUAGAGUUAGUCCAAUGUAAUCAUUGUUUUUCUACCUUUAAUUUAUUUCCAUUUUUAUUUAUUGAUUUAUUUUUUAACAUCGCAAUACGCAGUCAGUACCUUUUCAUCAAUAGCUUUGACUUAGCUUUCUAUUUCAGGACCUCUGGAAAUGACCUUUCUGUGGUAUUUUACCACACUGAAUGAAUUCUAUUUUAACACUGGAUGUUAUGGUGAUUGGAUUAGGGCUAGCUUACUUCUCGCUGCCUUUCCACACAUUAUUAGAUCAUUUAUUUGAAUGUCUAAUAUUAAGAAAUAAACCGAUAAAGCAUUUCUCAAAAGUCCUUUGAGAAGGAUUUCAUUGUUUUUAACCACAAUCUUAUUUGUUCUGCCUUUAUUUUCUGUAGUGGUAAGUUUCAGAGAGUAUGGCUCUGAUUUAAGGUCAGGUCAUUGCACAUAGAAAAAGGGUAACAGUUAUUUUCUGUGUAAAACAGAAAAUGUCUCUUUUAAGGGAUGUUGUAACUUCUCUGUGUGUACAUGGUGUGUAGAACUGUAAAAACAAGGGGUGACCCUCUCUUCUUUGGGUCUGUGGCAAUAGCUGGCAGGUGCCAGUGAGAAUCCUCCAAAGUGCAAGGAUGGUCACCCAGAGAUAAAUGACAAUCUGGAAUAUCAAAGUUGUAUUUUUUGCAUCUCAGCAUUAUUGAAGAAUUGUGUACAUGGAUAUUUGUAAAAUGAAAAGAUUUUUGUGCAAUGGUCUUGUAUAACGACUGUGCCAUUAUUUAUCAUACAUUAAUGGAGUAGAUUGAUUGGAAAUUUCAGACAGACACAAUAUCUAUAUUAGCAACACAAACCAAUGACUGAUGGCUCUCAGCUAUUGUAUGUAGUACCCAUGGCCACAUGAGGGGCUUUCGCACCGGAGAAACCUUUUCAUAUUUCCUAGAACUAUUGGCUGAAGUACCUGGAUUUCACUGUGUUCGCACCGCAGGAGCUAGGAAUGAUUUUAGUUCUAGGAACUCCUUUUUGGGGAAAUAAAUUAGCUCCUACUUUAGAGUAGGGUCUAAACCAGCACAAUAGGAACUAUCAGUGAUGUAAGUGUACGCUGAUUGGUUAAACGCAUGUCAAACACCGGCACCCGGCAUUUUUAAAAAGCUGUGUAAACAUACUUCACGAACAUGGAAAACAGCGAUAACGGCAUUUAUCUGUUGUCUGCAGGGUUGUAUUCUUUUCUCCGCCACAAUGAUAUGUAAUACUGAAAAUUGUCAUAGGAGAUUUCGUCUCUUAGCCCCACUUUUUGCUCUUUCAGUCGCAAAAAUUAUGCAUUUAAAUUCCAUCUCUGUUAUCACAAAACCCAUGACACACAACAAACACAGCUCCGAUCACGGCAUCCUCCAUCCACCGUUUUUUAGAGUUUGUAAAUGCCAUGCUUAAAGGCAACGCUGUCGGCCUCUUCAGAGUUCCUAUUCCCGGUUUGAAUGCAACCAGGAACAUGGCCCAGAGGUGAAAUUAGUUGUUUUAUUAGUAAUGAGUUCCUAGAACUAUUCGGUGUGAAAGCCCCUGUGGUCUGGUAACAGGAAUUAUGGCUGCAUAAACAAAGAGGCUGUACACAAGAGAGCUGCAAUUCCACAAUCCUUUGCCACAUAUUACCUAACUGGAUACAUACAGUUCUCCCUCUACCUCAACCUCUCAGAUCAGUUCAAGUGGUCAUUCAUUUGCACAACAAAUGCAACAAACAAAUGCAGCAUUGCAUUGCCAAAGUACUUAGAUCUUGUAGUAAAAAUUCCCUCCCCAUCCCCCUGUCUCAUUCUUUCCUUUGACCUCCAUGUUUGAAACUGAUGCCUGUACAAAAUGUGUUGCCUUGGAGACCGGUGCUCACUGUAACUGGGUCACACUGGGUGAGAGGUUGCAAAGACUGUAGACUAUCAGGGGUAAAGGUAUUGUGUACCGGUUGCUAGUUCACAGGCGUUUUGGAUUUGGGGGAAAAAUAAAACUAUUAAACAGCUGAAAUAGCGUUUGAGAGUAUGAGACAGAUUGUCCAUUUUAUUUUCCCUCAUAGCAGUCAGAGGUUGAGUAAGCUGAUCCAAGAUUAGAGAUUAAGGGGAACAAAUAACCAAGGUAGCACUUGGACCGCAGUCUCAAAAAUAUGAAGGUUCUGAGAUGUUGUAGCCUGUUUAUUUCUAUGUGUGCCAAGCUACGUUGUAUGCAGAUCAACAAUAAAGAUGAUUGUUUGAAAUUCACUCUCUUGUGGACAGAGGGUGCAGUUUAGAAAUGUAAUGAUGUAAAUCUCUUUGUAUGUAAAAUGUGCACUGUGACAGGUAGAAAGCCUAUGUCCUUUGUCUUAUUGCACUGAGUGUUCUCUUAUCUGUACAGUAAUGUUUGAAAAAAGUAUGCUGAUUGUCACAAGAGACUUUUCAAGAUGAAAAAAAUAAAUAUAAACCUCAAACUUC